AUGGCCAAGGAGUAUUAUACCCAGCGGGCGUCGGUGCCUGGCACCAUGAUCAUCACCGAGGCUACCUUCGUCUCCCGACAGGUCGAUGGCUACUCGUACGCUGGCCUCCACCACACUCCAGGCAUAUACACUAGAGACCAGAUAGCGUCUUGGAAAGAGAUUACAGAUGCCGUCCACGCUAAAGGCAGCUUCAUAUGGAUGCAGCUCUGGGCUCUUGGCCGCGUUGCCGACCCCAAGGCAGCAAGCACCAGAGGCUUCACCGUCAAAGGCCCAAGUGCGAUUCCAGAAGGAGAGGGCAAGCACAUGCCGGAGGAGAUGACCAAGGAGGACAUCAGGAGCGUAAUUGCGGACUUUGCGCAGGCAGCCCGCAACGCAAUCGAGGCUGGCUUCGAUGGCGUCGAGCUGCACGGUGCAAACGGCUAUCUGAUCGACCAAUUCAUCCAAGACAGGGCGAACCAGCGAAUAGACGAAUAUGGAGGCAGUAUUGAGAACCGGGCGCGGUUUGUUAUUGAGACUGCCAGCGCCGUCGUUGCCGCUGUCGGCGCGGAUAGAGUCGGGAUCCGGUUCUCGCCAUGGUCGACCUUCCAGGGAAUGCGCAUGACGGAUCCGAUCCCGCAGUUCACACAUGUCGCCCGGGAGCUGAAGAAGCUCAAACUGGCUUAUUUGCAUGUUGUCGAGGGCCGCGUCGAUGGCAAUGCAGAUGCAGACAGUGCGGACAGUAUCCAUUUCAUGCUUGACGCUUGGGAAAAUGAGUCGCCCGUGCUUAUUGCGGGCGGCUUCAACCCCCAAAAUGCCAAGCGAGCUGCGGAGGAUUAUUAUAGGAACACAAAAGUGGCCAUUGUCUUCGGCCGGUGGUUUAUUUCGAACCCAGACUUGCCCUUCAGGAUUCGAAGAGACAUUCCUCUUACACCGUACGAUCGAAAGACCUUCUAUGCCGAGACGGAUGUGGGCUAUACAGAUUAUGCUUUCAGCGACGAGUUUGUUGAAAGUAUUUACUCAUCACCGGCUGGUGUAGGAAAGAAGACACAAAUCAAGAAGUAG
Colletotrichum spaethianum is the source of this 1041-nucleotide messenger RNA. RefSeq names its product chanoclavine-I aldehyde reductase fgaOx3. Gene Ontology annotation, molecular function: FMN binding; NADPH dehydrogenase activity. The record is from RefSeq and is a predicted model, not a curated record. NCBI's taxonomy places the organism in Eukaryota, Fungi, Ascomycota, Sordariomycetes, Glomerellales, Glomerellaceae. Bases 1 to 1041 code for a protein of 346 amino acids. The transcript has a single exon.